AUGGCCUCGGAGGGCCUGGCGGGGGCGCUGGCGGCGGUGUUGGGGGGCCAGGGGCUGAGUGUGCACAGCUGCGACUCGGAACCGACCGGGGAGCCCCUGGCGCCUGUGCGGCUGCGGAAGGACGUCUGCUACGUGGUGCUGGCCGUGUUCCUCAACGAGCAGGUGAGCGUCCGCCCGCCGGGCCCGGCGCCCGGCCCGCCGCAGCGCGCAGCCAGCCCCGAUGGGGUCAGAGGAACUGCCGGCAACAGCCACCACUUAUCUAAAUGCAAGGAGGGAUACAUCGCAGAGCGAGACAGCCGCGACCCCCAGGCACACAAGGGCCAACUCCCUGGAGAGCUCCACCGUUUGAGGUGUGCACCAGAUGAGGUGCUACUGAUCCAGGAGGCCAAGAAAGAGUGCCGUGGGUCUUGGUACCUACCUGCAGGGAGAAUGGAGCCUGGGGAGACCAUCGUGGAGGCACUGCAGCGGGAGGUGAAGGAGGAGGCCGGGCUGCACUGUGAACCUCUGACAUUGCUAUCUGUGGAGGAGCGGGGCCCCUCCUGGAUCCGCUUUGUGUUCCUUGCUCGAGCCACGGGUGGAAUUCUGAAGACUUCCAAGGAGGCGGAUGCAGAGUCCCUGCAGGCUGGCUGGUACCCACGAACCUCCCUACCCACUCCGCUGCGAGCCCAGGACAUUCUGCACCUGGUAGAGCUGGCUGCCCAGUACCGGCAGCAAGCCAGGCACCCUCUUCUUCUGCCCCAGGAGCUUCCCUGCAGUCUGGUCUGCCAGCGGCUCGUGGCCACCUUUACAAGUGUCCAGACAGUGUGGGUGUUGGUGGGCACAGGGGGGAUGCCUCACUUGCCCAUCACUGCCUGCGGCUUCACUCCCAUGGAGCAAAGGGGUGGCAUCAAAAUGGCCAUCCUGCGGCUGCUACAAGAGUGUCUCACCCUGCACCACUUGGCGGUGGAGACCAAGGGGUUGCUUGGACUGCAGCACCUGGGCAAAGACAAUGCAGAUGGCAUCUGCUUGAAUGUGCUGGUGACUGUGGCUUUUCGGAACCCAGGGAUGCAGAGUGAGCCCCCAAAGGUUCGGGGUGAGAACUUUUUCUGGUGGAAGGUGAUGGAGGAAGACCUACAAAGCCAGCUCUUACAGAGGCUUCAGGAAUCAUCUGUUGUCCCAGUCAACAGAUAGGAAGGUGCCUUCGUUGUGCAAGGAGCUGGGCACCUGUGCCCCCCACUCCACCGCAGCCCUGCCUUCCUUUGGGGAGGCAGGAGGUUGGCAGUCAGGGGUCUUGUUGCACUGGGAGCAGGUGAUUCUCCUAGUUCUCAGGGUAAUUUCCUUCUCUGUGGAAUAGGUCCCUACAGUGCACCGAAAGGACAGUGCCUUUAACCAAACAAGAAGGUCAGAGCUCAAGGACCUAAUUGCCCUGUGGGCAAAAUGAGGGCACUACUCCCUAAGGGGAUGUGGGAACUUUCUGAACCUGAGAGGGCAUCUACUUGUCAUUUUCCAUGCUUGCCUCAGUAAAGGCCUACACCUGGAUUCUCAUGCACUUAGAACACAGACUUGGGGUGCUGGGGGAGGUUGUUCCAAGGGAGUGGGCUCCAUGCUGAGUAAAUAGGUGGUUCUUGCUUUGC
This is a messenger RNA of Lontra canadensis (Northern American river otter), 1613 nucleotides long. RefSeq names its product nudix hydrolase 18 (gene NUDT18). Gene Ontology annotation, molecular function: 8-oxo-GDP phosphatase activity; 8-oxo-dGDP phosphatase activity; magnesium ion binding. The record is from RefSeq and is a predicted model, not a curated record. Lineage: Eukaryota; Metazoa; Chordata; Mammalia; Carnivora; Mustelidae. The transcript has 4 exons. Bases 1 to 1170 code for a protein of 389 amino acids.